Molecule: messenger RNA, 576 nt
Organism: Babjeviella inositovora NRRL Y-12698
Lineage: Eukaryota; Fungi; Ascomycota; Pichiomycetes; Serinales
Exons: 1
Coding region: 163-495 (110 amino acids)
Source: RefSeq, a predicted model, not a curated record
CGGGAUACAGAUCUAUGGAUCUGCUAUAUGAGUUUCAGGUGCUGGCUCUUAGAGAGAUGUUCACGAAGCUAAUAUCCAGAACCUUGUGGUUUUGAAAUUUUCGACCUCGGACCAUGUGGCGCAUUUAAGCGGGUGUGACUACCGCACGCCUUUUCCGUUCGAAUGUUGCGCUCGAUUAACGAAGAGACAAAGCUUUCGUACCGUUUGACGAUACGUUGCAUAAACACUUUAUUAGUCCGGUUUAGGCCUGUAGCAUCAGCUAGUAUCGCUAUUAUUACCGGAUUAGAGGGCAUAAAAAUUGGCGCUCCUGAUAGUGGCCAAAUGAACUAUCCAAUUUUGACUGAUUGGUUUAACCAAAGGAUAGCACUGCUUCCUGGAUGUAGUAUAAGCCCAUACGUGCCUUUUUUUACAGCAAAAAUAGAGGGUAUUUUCACUGGCGGAAAUAGGGAGAUGAUGCACAAAGAGGCAUAUCAUGUAGCGUGCAAACUCCAGUGAUGCGUCACCUAAUAAGUGAAAACCCAGAUGGCGAAAACCCAGACAGAAAACCCAGACAGAAAAAACUCCGUCUAGAGAUCU